UUUUCGUGUGAAAUAGGUACAGUAUCUGGAUAUGUGAAUCGAAAGAAAGAAAAAAUCCAAAUUCUUCCAUUCCAAACGUGCGCUUCAGCUCCGUGUUUCACAUCCCUAUGAGCUAUGAUCUUCCUUUGGAAUUCCCCCAAUCCAGACAGGCCCUUAUUGGCCACGGCCCACGGCCGAACCAGGCACAGCUCCAUUUCCGCCGCCGCCGUUGGCCGGCAUUGCCGGGAGCUCACCGUUGUCCUCUCCACCGCAUCGGGUCUCGGCUGCCAUCGCCUUCCCACCCGCCCUGCGCAACCCCUCCUCGCCGCGCCGGAACGCCGCCCGUCUUCUUCUCAUCUCGUAGGCGCUCGUCCUCCCUCCCAGCCUCCAGCGCUUGCUGCUUCUCCAUGGCGUGGAUCUGGAUGGUCCUCGCGGCGGGAGCCGUGCUCCUGUGGGCGAUUUCUCUGGGGCGGAUUCUCUCCUACUCCUCUCCGUCCUGUGUGCCCCUGAGCCCGCAGUUCAUGCCCCCUCUCCGCGGCGACAGGAGGAGCCGGAACGUGCUGCUCGUCGUCGCCCACCCCGACGACGAGUCCAUGUUUUUUGCUCCAACUAUUCUUUUUCUUAAGUCAAAAGGUCACAACAUUCACAUUCUGUGCAUGUCUCGAGGUAAUGCUGAUGGUCUUGGAAAUACUCGUAAAGAAGAAUUGUACCAUGCAUGUGAAACCCUUAAGAUUCCACAUGAACAAGUUAAAGUCUUGGACCACCCGAAAUUGCAGGAUGGAUUUCAUGAGCAAUGGGACCAUGGACUAGUAGCAGAACUUACCAUGGAGCAUGUCCUGCUAUGGGCCAUUGACACGAUUGUAACAUUUGAUUCAUAUGGAGUAUCAGGCCAUCCAAACCACAAAGAUGUUCAUCAUGGCAUAUGCAAGUUUCUCCAUGCAAACAGGCAAGGAAAUGUUGAAGCUUGGGAACUAGCAAGCCUGAAUAUUCUUCGCAAGUACAGUGGUCCAGUUGACAUUUGGCUUUCUUCCUUGAUCUCCUUCUCAAGGUCAAAGCAGUCAAUCUAUACUCUAGUUAACAGUAGCCCGUCCCGAAGCUAUGAGGCAAUGGCUGCACACAGAAGUCAGUGGGUUUGGUUUAGAAGAUUGUUUGUCAUGUUCUCUAGUUAUACGUACAUAAAUACGCUACAGAAAAUUUAACAUGUGAUGUGACGUCAUAUCAGAACAAGCCGCCAUUGUCAUCUCCAAUAUCGAACUUGUGUAUUGUCAAUUGUACAUUUGUAAUGUAUGUAUCAAUGGAUUUUAGUUGUAUAUUCUCUAUAGGCAGUGCUCAUAGGGUGACUGUAGAACUUCUUAUUCCCAAUUAUGUACUACAGUGUAUUUGGAAGUUUUUGAUACUGAACGACUGAAAUGCAGAGUAUGCUCAUCGGAUUA
This is a messenger RNA of Sorghum bicolor (sorghum), 1412 nucleotides long. RefSeq names its product N-acetylglucosaminyl-phosphatidylinositol de-N-acetylase. Gene Ontology annotation, molecular function: N-acetylglucosaminylphosphatidylinositol deacetylase activity. Bases 108 to 1178 code for a protein of 356 amino acids. The record is from RefSeq and is a predicted model, not a curated record. Gene Ontology annotation, biological process: GPI anchor biosynthetic process. NCBI's taxonomy places the organism in Eukaryota, Viridiplantae, Streptophyta, Magnoliopsida, Poales, Poaceae. Gene Ontology annotation, cellular component: endoplasmic reticulum. The transcript is spliced from 9 exons.